AUGGACAAGAACGUUGCCCUCCUCGUCCACUUAUUGACACUUUCCUUCGGAUUGCCCUUAGUCAUCCUGGCCCAGGAUGAGAUUCAGUGCCCGAAUCCCUCCGAAAUCGAACCCUGCGUCUGCGAAAUCAAUUCCGAUUUUGGCUAUGACAUCCUCCUCCUCGAUUGCAGUGCCGUCACGUCCACGGAAGAACUGCAGGUGGCUUUCCAAGCGGAUUUCCCCACCCCUGUCGUCGACGAGCUUCUCGUAAGAAAUGCAACGCUGGAUUUCCUCCCGGCGGGUGUCUUUGGAAGUAAGGAGUUGAAGAAAGCCAUCAUUUCCGAGUCGAGACUGAGAUCGGUGGACGGAAAUGCCUUCGCGGGAUCGGAAGGAUCUCUGACCUGGCUUGACCUGAGUGAGAAUCAGCUGCAAGAAUUUCCGUUCGAGGAAAUUCUCUCAGGCCUGACUCAGCUCUCUCAUUUGACACUGUGGAGGAAUUCCCUGAGUUCUAUCCCUUCUCUGAGCAGCCAAUCUCUGCUUUGGCUCAAUUUGGCAUUCAAUCAGAUUCCAUCUACCGAGGCACCUCUAUUUUCGGGUCUGGAAAACCUUGAAACAUUAUACAUCGGCGGAAAUCCUUUAACCGAGCUGCCCAAUGGCCUGGUUUCUCCUCUGGGGAAGCUGAAAGACUUCGAUGCUUCAAACUCCUUCAUCUCCGACUUGACUGUUGGAAGCUUGAUCUUCCAAAGCGAUCGAGUUUCUAGCGUGUCCCUGAACAAUAACAGCAUCAGAGCCAUCGAACCCGGAGCAAUCGGCGGCUUGAGUUAUGACUCCUGGCUCUGGCUGGGCGAUAACAAGCUUAUGGCAUUGGAAGAGAACACUUUUCGUCCAAUCCUCCAGUACUUCACAAACGAGUACUACGGUCGCAUCUACGUUCGAAAUAACCCCUUGCUCUGUGAAUGCGACAUGGCCUGGCUCUUUGUGAACACGUCUCUCUUGUAUCAUGUGGAAGGGAAUUGCUGGAAUGGAACCGACAUCUGGGCCAUGGACCAGACUUACUUCGAGCAAAACUGUUUCCACUAAUCGAGUGGCUGUCACGUUCAGCAUAGCGCAUCCACGAAUGAAAUAAUAAAAAAGCUUCACUUGGACUGCCCAGUACCCUCUGUAUUAGCAAGC
Messenger RNA from Darwinula stevensoni, 1152 nucleotides. The record is from the annotation of a GenBank genome assembly. Lineage: Eukaryota; Metazoa; Arthropoda; Ostracoda; Podocopida; Darwinulidae.